Messenger RNA from Colletotrichum karsti, 1155 nucleotides. RefSeq lists its product as uncharacterized. Bases 1 to 1155 code for a protein of 384 amino acids. Lineage: Eukaryota; Fungi; Ascomycota; Sordariomycetes; Glomerellales; Glomerellaceae. The record is from RefSeq and is a predicted model, not a curated record. Gene Ontology annotation, molecular function: ferric iron binding; oxidoreductase activity, acting on single donors with incorporation of molecular oxygen, incorporation of two atoms of oxygen. The transcript has a single exon.
AUGGCUCUCCGCACCGCCCUCGCCGCGGCCUUGGCCGUCUCUCCCCUCUUCGGCUCCGUCGCCGCCCACGGUACCCACACCGCCGAGGAGAUCGCCGCCGAGCUGGCCCUCCGCUCCGUCGUGACCACCUACGGCAAGCGCGCCCUCGACGCCUGCUCCAACUCUCCCUCUGCCCUGGCCCUCAAGCAGCGUGCCCUCGACCGCCGCGCCGCCACCGCUCAGCGUCUCCGUGCCGAGCGCGGCCUCGACGGCCAGAAGAUGCGCAAGCGUGCUCAGGCCGACCUCGAGAAGUGGGCUGCUAUCGACCACGCCUCAGACGCCGGCUACACCCUCGACACCCCCCUCGAAGAGAUCUUCGGCUCCAACGCUACCUGCGCCCUUGUCCCUGAGACUACCAUCGGGCCGUACUAUGUCGAGGGCGAGCUCAUCCGUACUGACAUCACCGACGGCCAGGGUGGUGUCCCCGUCCACUUGGAUGUGCAAUUUGUCGAUGUUACCAACUGCGGUCCUCUCCCUGACCAGCUCAUCGACAUCUGGCACUGUAACGCUACCGGCGUGUACUCUGGUGUCUCCGCCCAGGGCCAGGGCGGUCUGAACACCACCCACGGCCGCGGUGUUCAGCAGAGCGAUGCCGACGGCGUCGUGCAAUUCGACACGAUCUUCCCCGGCCACUACACCGGCCGCGCCACCCACAUCCACGUUAUGACGACCGAUGGCCCCGAGAUCCUGCCCAACGGCACCUUUGAGGGCGGCACCGCUAAGAACAUCGGCCAGAUCUUCUUCGACCAGAGCAUCAUCAGCGAGGUCGAGCUCCUGGCCCCGUACACCUCCAACCAGCAGCAGCUCACGACCAACCUCCAGGACGGCAUCGCGGCCGGCGAGGCCACCGCCGAGUACGACCCGUUCCUCAAGUAUGUCAAGCUCGGCGACGACCUCAACGACGGCCUCCUCAUGUGGAUCACCAUCGGCAUCGAUACCACCGCCGACUACAGCGACCAGGUCCAGGCGGCCGCGCACUACUACGAGGGUGGCGGCGUCGACCAGAGCGGCGGCGGCGGCGGCCCCGGAGGUCCCGGCGGUCCCGGUGGACCCCCUCCCGGCUUCUCGUCCACGGCUGCUCCGACUUCCACGGCUGCCGCGGCCCGUGCCGUCUAA